GUCGAAGGUGCUCGUGACGCAGGACCGAGCUGUGAAUAAGCAUCUCGUUCACCAGACCGCUCUCUUCCUUUCCACUUGCCACUUGCUUUCUCCUACUUCUUCACUUCCUCCGCGCCUGCCACUACCUGUACCAUCACCGCGACGCCCUAUCUGCCACUUCGCCCCCGACGUAGCCUCCGACUUAGCCUCAAGCCUCAUUCAUCAUCACCCGCUGCCUUGAGUCGCUGCAACAGCACUGCCAUCCGUUCAGCAGCAAUACACCCGCCAUCGUCCAUUGCACCAGCAAACAUCAUUAUCCAUCACAUCGCCGACAUGCGUUCGAACAGCAUCACGUCCAUCAGCAGCCGAAGCCCAUCCGCUGAGCCCGAGCCAACGAUGCAGAUAUUCGUCAAGGACAUCGCCGGAGAGACGUUCCCACUCACUAUCCCGUCAACAACCACAAUCUCCACCCUCCGCUCCAUGCUUGCCCUCCGCACCAACAUCCCGGAAACAUCGCUCCGAAUCGUUCACGCCGGCAAGCACCUCAGCUCUGCCUCUUCUACCCUCUCUUCAUACAACAUCGCCUCAGAUUCAACCCUGCACAUGACACUUCCGCUCCGCGGCGGUGGCCCCAAGAAGAUCCGCUGCGCGUUCAAGGACUGCAAGGAAGGCAUUGCGCGGAUAACGGGUGAUUGCACCUUCUGCAACAAGCAGUAUUGCAACAAGCACCGCAUGCUGGAGAGCCAUAGCUGUACUGGCCUCGAGGAUUGCAAGAAAGAGGAGAAGGAGCGCAACCGGGAGAAGCUGGAGAGCGAGAGGACCGUGGCGAUCAAGGGUAUUUAGGAGAACAAGAGAGAUUCGUCCACCUGAGGAUCGGAUGCACCACGCAGUGCAUGUGUGCGACUUAGCGCUACACACUGCCUGCGAGACACAGCGACGUGUACCAGGCACGUUCUGAGGCCCUCCGGAGAAUCAUCAUUAUCAACGGGAACACAACGAUCGACGUCCACAUUGUUCGAGAGCGUCUCAGCGACAAGCAAGCGUGCGUGCAUUGCAUUCAACGGCUUUGCGUAGGACAGGAGCACUCACACUUAUGCGCACUGCACUCUCUUCCUUAGACCGGAGAAGACACGAUAAUGGAUUAAUACUUGACGAGGCAUAGUUUGCGGAGCAUCGGCGUCUUUCUUCAGGCGUCUUCACAUUUUUCGGGGAACUUCAUUCCAUCCUUUUGGCUCAGUAUCACUACAGCAAGCGAGGCGCAAACUGCUUUUUGUCUUCUCCUGAGUGGAUAGAGAGGAGUAGUUUCAGGAUAGGAUAUGUGUGGAAUGCAUGAAUACAACACAGGUCUCUACGAGUGUCGAAGUCCCGUAUUCAGUUCUGUUCCACGUUUCUAUGAAGGGGCAGA
Molecule: messenger RNA, 1384 nt
Organism: Cercospora beticola
Lineage: Eukaryota; Fungi; Ascomycota; Dothideomycetes; Mycosphaerellales; Mycosphaerellaceae
Biological process (GO): modification-dependent protein catabolic process; protein ubiquitination
Cellular component (GO): cytoplasm; nucleus
Molecular function (GO): ubiquitin protein ligase binding; zinc ion binding; protein tag activity
Source: RefSeq, a predicted model, not a curated record